AUGAUCGACUACACGCUCGUAGACUGGGGCUUCGUCCUCGCCGCGCUCGGUGCUCUGCUCCUCAUAGCCUAUCGACGCCCUCGCAAGGGCCUACCACUGCCACCAGGUCCCAAGGGUCUUCCGCUCAUCGGCAACGCGCUCGACAUUCCGAUGACGAACGGGCGGACGGUGUUCCGCGAGAUGAGCGCAAAGUAUGGGGACGUCAUGUACCUCAACGCGCUGGGACAACCCAUGAUCGUGUUGGGCUCGCACGAGGCGGCGGUGGACCUCCUGGAGAAGCGUGGCUCGAACUACUCGGACAGGAUGUCGUUCGUCAUGUCUGAACUCUGCGACAUGAACUGGGUGCUCACGAUGCAGCACUACGGCCCAUACUGGCGCAAGCACCGCCGCGCGCUGCACGAGUUCCUCAACCCGACCGUGCUCGACAACUACCGCGCGGACUCGCGCCGCGACGCCCACCGCUUCAUCCUGAACCUGAUGGAAGAGCCGCACCGGCUGCUACACCACUCCCGCGGCGUGUUCGGCGCGAUGAUCAUGCGCAUCUCGUACGGCAUCGAGCUCACCGAGCGCAACUGGAAGUACGUCGACAUCGCCGAGGCCGGCAUCCACGCCUUCACCCACGCCCUCGUCCCCGGCAAGUACCUCGUCGAGUCCUUCCCCGUCCUCCGCCGCCUCCCCGCGUGGGCGCCCGGCGCCGGCUUCAAGCGCGAGGCGCGCGCGUGGCGGAAGGACGUCCGCCGCGCGCUGGAGGAGGCCUGGGACGAGACGAUGGAGAAGCACGCGCGCGGGGCCGCGCCGCGCUCGCUCGCGACGGUCCUGCACGAGCGCGCCGCGCUGUUGCCGGACCCGGCGGAGAACGCGGCGGAGGAGGAGGUCGCGAAGAACGCGUCCGCGGUCACGUAUGCAGCGGGCGCGGACACCACGAUCUCGACCGUGCAGUGGUUCUUCUUCGCAAUGGCCGCGCACCCGGAGGCGCAGGCGCGCGCGCAGGCGGAGCUCGACGCCGUCGUCGGGCCCGGACGGCUCCCCGAGGUCGAGGACCAGGCGGAGCUGCCGUACGUGAACGCGCUGCUCAAGGAGUGCCUGCGCUUCCGCUCCGUCGUCCCGCUCGGCAUCCCGCACCGGUCGCUGGAGGACGACGAGUACCGCGGGUACCUGAUCCCGAAGGGGUCGAUGAUCAUCGCGAACAUCUGGUGCGUGGCGUUCUCGCGCGACCCGGAGGUGUAUCCGGACCCGGAGGCGUUCAGGCCCGAGCGGUUCCUGAAGAACGGGCGGCUCAAUCCGGAGGUGCGCGACCCCGCGGCGAUCGCGUUCGGGUACGGCCGCAGGGUGUGUCCCGGGAAGGCCUUCGCGGAGCGGUCGCUCUUCUCGAUCGUCUCCACGGCGCUGCACACCCUGUCCAUCAGCGCGCGGAUCGGCGAAGAUGGGAAGCCCGUGCCCAUGGCAGGCGAGAUGACCGAGGGCGUGCUCUCGUAUCCGGAGCCAUUCGACUGCGUGAUCAAACCGAGGUCAAGCGCGACGGAAAGGCUGGUGCGCGCGAGCUGCGGAGCGCAUGCAUGA
This is a messenger RNA of Epithele typhae, 1560 nucleotides long. RefSeq names its product CyP450 monooxygenase. The record is from RefSeq and is a predicted model, not a curated record. Gene Ontology annotation, molecular function: monooxygenase activity; heme binding; oxidoreductase activity, acting on paired donors, with incorporation or reduction of molecular oxygen. The coding region runs from base 1 to 1560 and encodes 519 amino acids. The transcript has 7 exons. NCBI's taxonomy places the organism in Eukaryota, Fungi, Basidiomycota, Agaricomycetes, Polyporales, Epitheliaceae.